Molecule: messenger RNA, 318 nt
Organism: Dothidotthia symphoricarpi CBS 119687
Lineage: Eukaryota; Fungi; Ascomycota; Dothideomycetes; Pleosporales; Dothidotthiaceae
Exons: 3
Source: RefSeq, a predicted model, not a curated record
UUCUUUGAGGGGUUCUACAGGGUUACUGAUAAUCCGGAUGCUCAUGAGCAACAUAUCGAUAUAUUUACCAACGACGCAAAGAUCAUUAUAGGAUGGUAUUUGAAAUUCCGGCUUGGCAUGAUGGUUCAGGUAGCUAGCCGUUCUCACGACCCAAAACAGAUAUUUGCAUUCAGCGAAGGCUCGGACGACCUCAUGGCAUAUGGGACGGUAGGAUUUGAGUUCAACGAUGGUAGGAAAGAGACAGCAGAUUCGGAAGCCCAUUGCCAUUUCACCAAAGCUGAUGGACACCUUAAUAUGGUUUGCUAUCAAGUCUACCUG